Molecule: messenger RNA, 1233 nt
Organism: Glossina fuscipes
Lineage: Eukaryota; Metazoa; Arthropoda; Insecta; Diptera; Glossinidae
Product: COP9 signalosome complex subunit 4-like
Exons: 1
Coding region: 1-1233 (410 amino acids)
Cellular component (GO): COP9 signalosome; cytosol
Source: RefSeq, a predicted model, not a curated record
AUGGUUAUAACAUUUAAGAAUACUGUUCUCCGAUUAGUACAUUUACUUUAUUUCUCUGGUGGGCUAGCAGACGAAGCCAAGUCAUAUUUGCGGAUAUUAGAUCAGAUUAUUUCUAAUACGAAUGAUGAGUUGCAGGAAACAUUUCAAGUAUUUAUAACAAAUAUGGUUAGUAGACGUAUCAAACUGUCAGUCUCUCGUCCGGUAUUAAAUGAAGUUGUCUCAAGAUUGGCGAACCUUCCUGAUCGAGUUGCUUUUGAUUUGUGUAAGUUUGCGCUAGUUAGACUUCAACCACGUAUCAUUUGCUUUGAGGAGCAUGUAUGCGGUAUACUUCAACAUAUCGGAACCAUUAUGGAACGAUUUCAUAUGUAUCGGCAAGCAGCCGAGACUUUAUUGACCGUACCAUUGGAAAGGGGGCACAGGCGAUACGCCGCAGAAUAUAAAUUCGACACGUAUGUGCGUAUUGCACGUCUCUUUUUGGAGGCUGGCGACGUGAGAAAGGCUGAAUUCCAUAUUAAGCGCGCGUCCCUGCUGCAAAGAGAAGUCUCUGCGAAAACAAAAAUAAUUUCGUAUAAAGAGAAUUACGCCAGUAUCUUGGAUCAUGCACGCAAAUUUAUUGAAGCUGCCCGGCGAUACGUUGAGCUAUCCGCUAUCUCCAAUAUGUGCAUGUCGUUUCUAAGAAAAGCUUUCAUUUGCAUCGCCUUAUCAGCGACUGGUGAGCAACGCUCUCACAUAUUGUUUUUAUUACUUAAAGACAAACGUACAAGGAUUCUGCCGGGCAGUGCUUUAAUUGGGAAACUUUACUACAACGUUAUUAUAAAGCCAUCAGAUUUGAAAGAUUUUAAAGCCAUAUUGCAGCCGCAUCACAAAAUCACUACAUCAGACGGUCGUACUCUUCUCGAGCGUGCAAUUAAUGAACACAAUCUGAUAUCCGUUAGUAAAAUUUAUAAUGACAUAUCAUUUGAACAAUUGGCAUCUCUCGUUGAAAGAACGCCUACUUAUGUACAGAUCGUUGCGGCAGAACUGAUAAGAAACGGACGCAUACCAGCAGUCAUCGAUCAAAUACGUGACUCACUCGUAUUUGAAUAUCAGCGAGAAGCUUCACCGGUCGACAUGGAGAUACAAUUCCUUUGUAAUCAAUUGAAUUCAGUAUUUAAUAAAAUUGCAAUUGCAAAUCCUGCAUGGUUUGCCAAAGUUGAAACAGCCAUAACAAAGGAAAGUGAUAAAAAAUGUUAA